UCACAUCCCUAUUGCUGCACUCCCAGUUGGACGGUUCUUAUUGGAACUUGGCUAGCACGUGUACUAAGAAAACAGAUCAAGAUCGAGAAAUGGUGGCCCAGAAUUCGGACAAAAUGAGGGCUCUGGCCCUGAAGCUCUUCGAGAUCAACGCCUUCAAGUUCGGCGACUUCAAGAUGAAGGUGGGCAUCAAUUCGCCGGUUUACUUCGAUCUGCGUGUGAUCGUCAGCUAUCCGGAUGUGAUGCAAACCGUUUCCGACCUUCUGGUGGAGCAUAUCAAGGACAAGCAGCUGACCGCCAAGCACGUGUGCGGAGUUCCCUAUACGGCGCUCCCACUGGCCACCAUCGUGUCCGUGCAGCAGGGAACCCCCAUGUUGGUCCGGCGCAAGGAGGCCAAGGCCUACGGCACCAAGAAGCUGGUCGAGGGCAUCUUCAAUGCCGGCGACACCUGCCUGAUUGUCGAGGACGUGGUCACCUCUGGAUCCAGCAUUCUGGACACGGUGAGGGAUCUGCAGAGCGAGGGCAUUGUGGUCACCGACGCCGUGGUGGUGGUGAACCGGGAGCAGGGCGGCGUGGACAACAUCGCCAAGCACGGUGUGCGGAUGCACUCGCUCUUCACGCUCUCCUUCCUCCUGAACACCCUCCACGAGGCCGGACGGAUCGAAAAGUCCACCGUGGAGGCAGUGGCCAAGUACAUAGCCGCCGUGCAAAUCAACAGCGAUGGAACCUUUGUCGGGGGCGAUAAGGCCGAUGUUGUCGGAGCCAACGACUUGCAGCGCACCAAACUGACCUACGAGAGUCGCGCUAACUUGGCCAAGAGCGCGGUGGCCAAGAGGCUCUUCAACCUGAUAGCCAGCAAGCAGACGAACCUCUGCCUGGCCGCCGAUCUGACCAGUGCUGAUGAGAUCCUGGACCUGGCCAACAAGUGCGGUCCGUACAUCUGCCUGCUGAAGACGCACGUCGACAUUGUGGAGGAUUUCAGCGAGAAAUUCAUCACCGACCUGCAAGCUCUGGCCCAGCGACACAAUUUCCUGCUGAUGGAGGAUCGCAAGUUCGCGGACAUUGGCAAUACCGUGUCGCUGCAGUACGGCAAGGGCAUCUACAAGAUUUCCAGCUGGGCAGACCUGGUCACGGCCCACACACUACCUGGACGCAGUAUUCUGCAGGGUCUGAAGGCGGGCCUUGGCGAGGCGGGAGCUGGCAAGGAGCGUGGUGUCUUCCUGCUGGCGGAGAUGUCGGCCAGCGGCAACCUGAUCGAUGCCAAGUACAAGGAGAACAGCAACAAGAUCGCCACCGAGGGCGCCGAUGUGGACUUCGUGGCCGGUGUGGUGUGCCAAUCCUCCGAUGCCUUCGCCUUCCCCGGCCUCUUGCAGCUGACACCCGGAGUAAAGAUUGACGAGAGCGUGGACCAGCUGGGCCAGCAAUACCAGAGCCCAGAGCACGUGGUCAAGGAGCAAGGAGCCGAUAUCGGAGUGGUCGGCAGGGGUAUCCUGAAGGCCAGCAGCCCGGAGCAGGCGGCCCAGACCUACCGCGAUCGCCUGUGGGCAGCCUACCAGGAUAGGGUGGCCAAAUAGAAGACACAGCCCAGCCAUUCCUCUAAUCCAGUCGUCGGCAGCUUCCCAUUAAGCGGGCAUAGGGACUAGUUCUGCCGACGCACAAACAGUGUACAACAGCGGUCGGCACGCACAUGUCGGUAAGCUGCCCCGUGCAAAUUACUCACGCAAAUGAAAGACAAAAUGUCAUCAUAUUGCGUGCCGACCGUUGCUCUAAUCAAAUAUUCCCACACCCAUUCCCCCGGUUUCGGUUACCCUAGUUAAGUGAAAAACUUUUAAAUUCUUUUCCAUGAUUUUACAAUGCAUUUAUGAAUUGAAAAUAGGCUAUGAAUCUUCCAUAGAAAAGUUGGCGAACGUGGUUUGCCUUAAGUUAAGAGUUACAACAAAUAGAAUGGUUAACAAUCGAUGUGAAAUGCUUCGGCGACGAGGAGAUCCUUAGUAGGAGGCCAGGCACUGCAAGACGUAGCUGUAGUCUCCGGAGAUGUCGUCCUGAAAACAGAGUCAAGAGGGAGCAGGAUGGUGAAUGAGACCCAGUUUUGCCGUUGAAUGUAAGCCAACUUUAUUAGUUAGUACAAGCACAAACUAUGCAUACGAGUUCGAUGCAGAAUAAUUUACAAAAAAAGGACAUGUAUACAAAAU
Molecule: messenger RNA, 2189 nt
Organism: Drosophila suzukii
Lineage: Eukaryota; Metazoa; Arthropoda; Insecta; Diptera; Drosophilidae
Gene: r-l
Product: rudimentary-like
Biological process (GO): 'de novo' UMP biosynthetic process; 'de novo' pyrimidine nucleobase biosynthetic process
Molecular function (GO): orotidine-5'-phosphate decarboxylase activity; orotate phosphoribosyltransferase activity
Source: RefSeq, a predicted model, not a curated record